This is a messenger RNA of Punica granatum (pomegranate), 2296 nucleotides long. The record is from RefSeq and is a predicted model, not a curated record. NCBI's taxonomy places the organism in Eukaryota, Viridiplantae, Streptophyta, Magnoliopsida, Myrtales, Lythraceae.
CUCGCUGAGGCUGAUGGAGGAUGGGGAAGGGGAGGGGGAAUGACCCAAUCCCCUGCUUCACGUGCUGAGCUUCUGCUAAGCAUGUGACCAUCUCUCCCAAUCACUGACUACUCCUUUGACUUCUCUCUCUCUCUCUCUCUCUUUCUCUCUCUCUCUCUCUCUCUCUUCCCCCAUUUUCAUACGCAUCCUUUUCAACUCGGCCAUCAGCUUUCACUAGCUAACUCGCUCCCUCACACGCAACUCACUCCCUCUCUGCAACUAUUCAAACACAGCUCUUCCCGUCCUCCCCAGAGCUCACACCAGAGUCUACAUUACACAGUAGCGAACUUUCUCUCUCUCCCUAUCCCCUCGAAGUAUUAUAAGAAGAAGCUGGGGAGAUUGUGUUGGGUGUUUGUGUCAAUAUAUGUAAAGAAGCAGAGCAAUCAUGGGCUGUAUUCAGUCCAAAACCUCCCAUCUCCCUUCUCCUGACCAAGACCCCCCUAUAACACCUGACCCUAAACCAGAUCCAGCGAAUGGUGAGCAAGUGGACCAAGACCUAGUUCCUGCAUUCAAAGAGUUUGGCCUCUCGGAGCUCCGAGCUGCUACUAAUGGAUUUAGCAGUGAGCUGAUUGUUUCAGAGAGUGGGGAGAAAGCCCCCAAUGUUGUCUACAAAGGGAAGUUGAGGAACAACAGAUUCAUUGCCAUUAAACGGUUCUCCAAACAGUCUUGGCCUGACCCACAGCAGUUUGUGAAAGAAGCCUCUGGUGUUGGAAAGGUUAGACACAAAAAAUUGGUAAACCUGAUUGGGUGCUGUGCUGAGGGAGAUGAGCGUCUUUUGGUGGCAGAAUACAUGCCAAAUGAUACACUCUCCAAGCACCUAUUUCACUGGGAAAAACAGCCUUUGCCAUGGGAAAUGCGCGUGAGAGUUGCAUACUAUAUUGCUCAAGCACUUGACCAUUGCAGUUCAGAGAACCGGAAGAUCUAUCAUGACCUGAAUGCAUAUAGAGUUCUGUUUGACGAGGAAGGUGACCCCCGAUUAUCGAGCUUUGGCCUUAUGAAGAAUAGCCAUGAUGGAAAAAGCUACAGCACUAACUUGGCUUACACACCUCCAGAGUUUUUACGGACAGGAAGAGUCAUCCCAGAGAGCGUGAUCUACAGUUAUGGAACUGUGCUGCUUGACCUGUUGAGUGGAAAACACAUUCCUCCGAGCCAUGCAUUAGAUCUGAUCCGGGGCAAAAAUUCGCUUUUACUAAUGGAUUCCUCCUUAGAAGGACAAUAUGCCAAUGAAGAUGCAAGUGCUCUGGUUGAAUUGGCCUCGAAAUGCCUGCAGUAUGAGGCUAGAGAUCGGCCUGAUAUUAAGUUCCUUCUUUCGGCGGUAGCUCCCCUUCAGAAGCAACAAGAGGUGGCAUCUCAUGUUCUUAUGGGAAUCACAAAAACUCCAGUGGUCAUCCCAACGUUGCUUUCACCUCUUGGGAAGGCUUGCGCUAGGAUGGAUCUUACUGCGGUGCAUGAUAUUUUACUUAAAACCGGUUACAAAGAUGAAGAGGGGGCAGAGAAUGAGCUCUCAUUCCAAGAGUGGACACAGCAAGUUCAAGACAUGUUGAAUACAAAGAAGUUUGGGGAUAUUGCCUUUCGGGACAAGGAUUUCAAGAAUGCUAUUGAAUACUACUCAAAGUUGGUGUCAAUGAUGUCGGUUCCAUCGGGCACCGUGUUCGUGAGGAGGGCACUUUCCUGCUUGAUGAUCGAGCAGCCCGAGCUGGCCUUGAGGGAUGCAAUGCAGGCCCAGGUCUGCCUGCCUGAGUGGCCCACUGCCUUCUACAUGCAGGCCCUCGCCCUCUCCAAGCUUGGGAUGGAAACUGAUGCACAGGACAUGCUCAAUGAUGGUGCCUCCUUCGAAGCUAAGAAGCAGAACAGUUGGCGCAGUUAAAAGCGGUUUCUUCCUCUGGCCUUCCUUUUUCCUCAUUCGUGAAGGAAAGGAUUCUUAAGUUCGAGGCAUAUUUAAGCUUCUCGAGAAAUUUGUACUUGCCAGAAGAACAUGAAGUGUAUAUUGAAAUUGCGCGACAGAUAAGAUAGCUCCUCUUUUGGAAUCUAAGGCAAAGUUGAUUGUGUUGAGUUAGACAGUUGAACACAGGCAGCAUGAGCGUGUAGUGCCAUAGCUCUAGAACGUUAACCUAUCUUACCUUAGAUUUGAGAUGUGUCAGGUUUGGUAUGUGGUGGAGAUGAAUUAUAUGGUCCCCCUCGAUAUGCAUUUGAAAUAUGGACUAUGUUCGACUGAUCGGCUUAUGAAGUGAUCUAAACCAAAGGAUGAUCUACUCGA